CAAGACCAAACGCUCUUUGCAGCGCACCGUGUAAACUCAGGCAUCACCCCACAAAAUAUUCACUAGACAAGUCGAUACUCAGGCAAGAUUGAGCAGCAAUCAGAAUCUCGAAGUUACUCGACUGCCUGCGUCUAGCCAGAACGGGGCUUAAUCUUCACCCCGCCAUGCCCAUCACCAUCAUAGCCCCCCGGCCCUCGCGGCCUAUCAACGACCCCGAAGAUGUCGUCUCAGAUAUGUCAUACGACUCGGAGGACGAAUCCACAGAUGGCGGCGCGGACCUAGAAGGCGACAUCCCCAUGAAGUCAUCCGGCACCAGCAGAUCCCGCGGUCCGCGACUCUUCAGCAAAACCGACAGCGACAUCGUCACCCCCGGCGAGCUCAUCACUUCAGACCCGCAAUUCAUGCGCGGCCAUGGCACCUACCUCUCUCACUCUCAACUACAACAAGGCGGCGACGACAACGGUCCACAGGCGGCAAUCAUCUCCUCGGUAGCCGGCACCCUGACACGCACCAACAAGCUCCUCUCCGUGCGCCCCCUCCGGGCACGGUACGCGCCUGAGGUCGGCGACUUAGUAGUAGGGCGCAUCACCGAGGUGCAGGCGCGGCGGUGGCGGGUGGACGUGGGCGCCGCGCAGCUGGCUUCCUUACCACUAAGCGCCAUCAACCUGCCAGGCGGGAUAUUGCGCAAGCGGACCGAGACGGACGAGCUGCAGAUCCGCACCUUUUUCGCCGAGGGCGAUUUGCUCGUCGCCGAGGUGCAGCAGCUCUUUGGCGACGGCGGGGCCGUGCUGCACACGCGCUCGCUCCGCUACGGCAAGCUCCGCAACGGUGUCUUUGUUGCCGUUGCCGGUAUGGGCGGGAGUGAAGGGGGCGGCGUAGUGAGGAGCCGCAGGCAGGUCUGGACCAUGGAGACGGCUCACGGUGGUGGUCCCGUCGAUGUCAUACUCGGCGUGAACGGGUACGUCUGGAUUAGCAAGCACGUCGAGACGGCAACCUCAGGUGAAGCCGAGGCGAAGACGGGGAUUACCAAUAUGGAAGAAGGGGUCAGCGCGACCAUGUACUCAAGCCAGAACGAUCGGAUCGGGGUAGAGACGAUGCGCGAGAUCGCGAGGUUACGCGGCGUUGUGACAGCGCUGGUAGAGAAUGGGCUCCGGGUGGAUGAGGACAUGGUAACGAGGGGCUAUCACGAAGCGGUGGAGAUGGCAUUGGUGUCGGCAGAUGGGGUGGACGACAUCUAUCUCGGCGGAGAAAAGGGCCAGCAGUUGGCUGCAACGCUCACUGGGCGAUAAUGGUCCUAAGAUCAGAGAGGGAUGGUUUAAAAACGAUAAUGAGUAUAAUUGACUCUUGAGUACUUGGGCACCGGCCUAGAAUUCUCCAACAACAUAAAACAGAAAAUAUGGGUGAAUGUGACCUGGUAUCCUCGGAUGAUAAACAGAAAGUAUCUACAUAAGAAAUAUUAAGAAGGACGGA
Canariomyces notabilis is the source of this 1470-nucleotide messenger RNA. RefSeq names its product putative exosome complex protein. Bases 165 to 1289 code for a protein of 374 amino acids. The transcript has a single exon. Gene Ontology annotation, molecular function: RNA binding. NCBI's taxonomy places the organism in Eukaryota, Fungi, Ascomycota, Sordariomycetes, Sordariales, Chaetomiaceae. Gene Ontology annotation, biological process: poly(A)-dependent snoRNA 3'-end processing; TRAMP-dependent tRNA surveillance pathway; nuclear polyadenylation-dependent rRNA catabolic process. The record is from RefSeq and is a predicted model, not a curated record. Gene Ontology annotation, cellular component: nuclear exosome (RNase complex); cytoplasmic exosome (RNase complex).